UGAAAGACAAUGAAAGCUAAACUUUUACUAAAGAUGGAUAACUGUGAAGCAUGGAUGUUGAUUUGAAACAUUAUUUUCUCUAGGACGAUCCUUGCCGACAUGGUAACUCGCCUCAGUGAAGAGUUGAGAAAAGGAAAAACGGAGAAAAACACUUAUGACUUGUCCAAACUACCAACUUGUGGUUCCGUUAAGACACCGAAAAGAGAGGAGGCUGAGACGAUCCUUGCCGACAUGGUAACUCGCCUCAGCGAAGAGUUGAGAAAAGGAAAAACGGAGAAAAACACUUAUGACUUGUCCAAACUACCAACUUGUGGUUCCGUUAAGACACCGAAAAGAGAGGAGGCUGAGACGAUCCUUGCCGACAUGGUAACUCGCCUCAGUGAAGAGUUGAGAAAAGGAAAAACGGAGAAAAACACUUAUGACUUGUCCAAACUACCAACUUGUGGUUCUGUUAAGACACCGAAAAGAGAGGAGGCUGAGACGAUCCUUGCCGACAUGGUAACUCGCCUCAGUGAAGAGUUGAGAAAAGGAAAAACGGAGAAAAACACUUAUGACUUGUCCAAACUACCAACUUGUGGUUCCGUUAAGACACCGAAAAGAGAGGAGGCUGAGUAUGUCACUUUUUGCCGUUUUGUCUUUGCUGAAAUGGUAAAUCGCCUCUGUGAAAAGUUGAUAAAAGAAAAAAUGGAGGCAAACACUUGUGACUUGAAAGAACUACCACCUUUUACUUAUUCUAAGGAACUGAUAGAGAACCCGGACCUCUACCAGGACAUGACUUUUUCGUGGUGA
Manis pentadactyla (Chinese pangolin) is the source of this 789-nucleotide messenger RNA. RefSeq lists its product as uncharacterized. The record is from RefSeq and is a predicted model, not a curated record. The coding region runs from base 100 to 789 and encodes 229 amino acids. The transcript is spliced from 6 exons. NCBI's taxonomy places the organism in Eukaryota, Metazoa, Chordata, Mammalia, Pholidota, Manidae.